AGACAUGAAGACCUCAUUGGCAUUUCUAGUCUUUUCUGUAACCGCGUUUUUCUCUCCUUUAAGAGCUCAGGCUUCAAGCAAAGUUAAGGAUGGGGGCCCUCUACCGAUGUUCAAACUUAAAAAUCUGUUGUGGCUUAACUUAGAUUUGAUGAAUGACCUAGAGAACUACAUAAAGGCGCUGGAUGCGAAAAUGAAAAUCAUCAAAGAAGCUCUUUUCGACAUGUCAUCGUAUCACAUUAAAUACGAGCAUGCCAAGGAAAGUAUUAUUGACAGUCCCGUGGGAAGUUUCUCCUUGAUCCACCAUAUGCAGUCGGACUGGACCCAUUGGCUGGUUUUCCUACAAGAGGAGACGGGCCAAGAUGAAAUGGACUCUCUGCUUUCCAAAAUACGUUAUCUACCCACUGAACAGGACGUCUCAAGUGCCUGCCAAGGAAUUUCCAGGAUUACAAAUGCUUACGACUUGUCGCCCGAAAAAAUUUCAAGGGGCUCGUUCUUAGGAGUCCAGUCAAAGUCCCUAUUGUCUCCUCGUGAUUUCCUCCAGUUGGCAGAUUAUAGUAUGGCCAAUAAAGAUUUUGAAAAGUCUGAGCAGUGGCUACAGGUUGCUAUAUCCUUGCUAGAAAAUCCUAGCUAUCAAAAACGAAUUUUACCGCUUUUCCGUCUAAACGUCGUUGAUUUAUAUUUGAAGCUAUCAGAGGUUUACGUUAAGAAGCAAAUGUGGCCUCGAGCUCUCGAAAUAGUGGAGACAGCCUUAAAGUUUCAAACCAGAAAUGCAGCACUUCUUCAGAUGCAAGAGCACUUAAGUUACCAGAUUCUUCUCAAUCCACCAUCAAAUGCAACUCACAAUUUAAGGAACGGAAAACAUCCGCUUAGGAGAAACGGGAGUCUUCAUUGUUUUUACCAGCACAGAGGUGGAUUUCCCUCCCUGUUUUCCACUACGUUGAAGGCAGAGAUACUCCUUGUUGAUCCCUUGACGGUUUUUUACCACGAAACCCCUAAAUAAUUUGAAUCUUUUAUAUAAAUAAAACGUUGAGAACAUCUGUUAAUUUGGAAGAAAUAAGA
Molecule: messenger RNA, 1059 nt
Organism: Drosophila ficusphila
Lineage: Eukaryota; Metazoa; Arthropoda; Insecta; Diptera; Drosophilidae
Product: prolyl 4-hydroxylase subunit alpha-1-like
Exons: 5
Coding region: 5-1000 (331 amino acids)
Cellular component (GO): endoplasmic reticulum
Molecular function (GO): protein binding; procollagen-proline 4-dioxygenase activity
Source: RefSeq, a predicted model, not a curated record